Thecamonas trahens ATCC 50062 is the source of this 741-nucleotide messenger RNA. RefSeq names its product serine/threonine protein kinase. Gene Ontology annotation, biological process: intracellular signal transduction; protein autophosphorylation; peptidyl-serine phosphorylation. The transcript is spliced from 2 exons. Gene Ontology annotation, cellular component: nucleus; cytoplasm. Bases 1 to 741 code for a protein of 246 amino acids. Gene Ontology annotation, molecular function: calmodulin binding; ATP binding; calcium-dependent protein serine/threonine kinase activity. Lineage: Eukaryota; Apusomonadida; Apusomonadidae. The record is from RefSeq and is a predicted model, not a curated record.
AUGGCUCUGGUUGAUGUCAUCCGCGGACGGGAUCCGGCAGGCGUGGCUGUCGAUGAAAUGGCGGCUGGCGUGAUGCGGCAAGUGCUGAGUGCGCUGAUGCACUUGCACGAGUUGGGGGCUGUGGUUGGCGGCCUCAUGCUCGACGACCUGCGUGUACCGCCGCUGGGGCGGCGUGGCGAUCUCGCGGUGCCCACUGUGGUCCUUGUCGGUGCCCUGCUCCCGCUCGUUCGAACACAGCCCGCUAACAUCGAGGCCUGGACUGGGUACCCGCUCACUGUUGCGCCCGAGGUCCUCCGCGGCGACGAGGUCGGCCCAGCGGCGGAUGUCUGGUCGGUCGGCGUCCUCGUCUACCUGCUCAUCACCGGCUCGUAUCCGUUUGCCAUCUCCAACUACGAGGACCUGUACGAGUCUAUUCUCAACGCCGACUACGAGCCGCUGCCGAGGCAGGAAGCCAAAGAGACCGACCUCUCCAUGCGCGAUCAUGCAAUCCAGUUUGUGGAGCAGACGCUGGUCGCCGACCCGGCCAGUCGCCUCUCGCCGCGCGACGCGCUCAGCCACCCAUUCCUCACCCACGCGCCGCCACCAAGCACCCGCGUCGAGCUAGAGGAUGUGCCGCGGGCGGCCCACAGUGAGCAGGCGCGCCCCGCGCUCCGCGCCACCCGCGCUGCGCAGCUUGUCCUCCGCGCCUCGCUCGAGGUGGCGCGGACUGAGGAGCUGCCUGCCACCGGGAUCCAGCGAUAG